Numida meleagris (helmeted guineafowl) is the source of this 3165-nucleotide messenger RNA. Its product is annotated as riboflavin kinase-like. Gene Ontology annotation, biological process: riboflavin biosynthetic process; FMN biosynthetic process. Gene Ontology annotation, cellular component: mitochondrion. NCBI's taxonomy places the organism in Eukaryota, Metazoa, Chordata, Aves, Galliformes, Numididae. The record is from RefSeq and is a predicted model, not a curated record. Gene Ontology annotation, molecular function: riboflavin kinase activity. The coding region runs from base 94 to 561 and encodes 155 amino acids. The transcript is spliced from 4 exons.
GCGGGCGCUGCGGCCGCGGCCGGAAGCGGCGGCGUGAGGCCGCGUGCCGCCAGGCUGGGUGCCGCCGGCAGCGCGGGGCGCUCCGCGGCCGCCAUGAGGCACCUGCCCUACUUCUGCCGCGGCGAGGUGGUGAAGGGCUUCGGCCGGGGAUCCAAGGAGCUGGGCGUGCCCACCGCUAACUUUUCUGAGCAAGUAGUUGAAAGCUUUCCAUCUGAUAUCUCUACCGGUAUAUACUAUGGAUGGGCCUGUGUUGGAAAUGGAGAUGUGCAUAAAAUGGUUUUGAGCAUAGGAUGGAAUCCAUUCUAUAAGAAUACUAAGAAAUCAGUGGAGACGCACAUUAUCCACACCUUCAAAGAAGACUUCUAUGGAGAAAUUCUUAGUAUAGCAAUACUUGGAUAUAUUCGACCAGAAAAAAACUUUGAUUCCUUAGAUGCACUCAUUGCAGCAAUUCAGGAAGACAUUGAAGAGGCAAAAAGACAACUAGAUUUACCGGAACAUCUUAAACUCAAAGAAGACAACUUCUUUCAUCUGCCAGGGGGCAAAAUAGUCAACAACCACUGAGCAAACCCUUGCUGCUUUUUUUUUUUUUUUUUUUUUUUUUUUGCGGAGCUCUUAUGUUUGCACUGCUUGUGUAGGUACUUUGUUGUCAUUUCUAUUUGGUAAUGAGUUUGGAACCAACUCAAACAGAGUCAUUCAAAAGGUGUAAAAGCUGUUUUAGGUCUUUAUUGAUAAAUUGUGUAUCCUAAAGUUAGCACACAUGGAACAUGACCAAAGUUAAUUAUGACCUCUUCAGCUCUAAGAUGUGUAGAGUUCAUUUAAGUGAAGAGUGUCAGUUUUUAAGAUAGAGUUUAUUCCAACCUCUUUUCCCAAUUUUAUCUCAUUCUUACAUUGGCGUUGUAGGUAGUAGCUUAGAAAAUUUUGAUACUGAGCAAAAAAUUUCCUGUGGUGCAGGAAGCCAGUGCUUAGACAACAAGAACAAUUCUCUGUGGUUCUUAUUUUUUUUUUAUAUAUGCUGUUCAGCUGUUGUAGUUGAAACAAUCUUUUCAACUGAAAUUAUUUAUUUUAAUUUUAUUUGAAAUAGAGGAAGUCACUGUUGCUUGUUGAGUUACUGGAAUCUGAGAUACGUUUCUGUACAGAUGAAUGUGCAUAUGGCAGUGCGUGGCCUCUGUAGCUUCCUUCUGAGGAAGUGUAUCGCUGAAAUUCAGGAAAUGAAUGCUAAGGUGAAAGUUGGCAUGCUCUAAAGUUUUAGGCUCUAAAGGUGUGGAAGUCUUACAAAAAGACUUUUGUUCUUGGGGCUCUAAGGCAGAAGAGGUAACUGCAUUUUAUCCGCUGCUGGCAGUUGUCUUAGAUGAGGAGAACCUUAGGGUUUUUCACUGUACUAACAAUAUAAUGGCUGACUUCAAGAUUCAAGUUAGUGUAAGGCACAGAAAAAUCCCAUCAGCCCUCUGGACCAAGUGUAGGUAAGAUCCAUGGUUUGGUUGGCCAAGUAGUCAAUGCACGAAUGAAAGCCUUUGGGAAUUCAUGAAAUAAUAUAUCAACAUUAUAGUAGGAAUUAGGUAUUAUUACAAGUAAUUGCACCAUUUUCUACUCUGAAAUGUAUGCAUAGAUAAACGGAGGGGUAUUAUCAAGAUGAAUAGGAGUUUGGAUACUACUACUUAAAGUAUAUUAUGUGAGUCCAAAUAUAAAUGUAUUUCUUCCCCUGUAGAUUUUUCUAUCCCCUUCUCAGUAAGGGGAGCUAGGUAAGUUGCCAUGACUCUUUCAUUUUUAUAUUUGAUAUUGGCUUAUGAUACGGCAGGAAUAUUUCCUGAAAUUCAAAAUAAUUCUGUGGAUAUGUCCAAACGGUAGUUCUGUGAAAGAACUGUAAUCUGAGGAUGCGCAGUUUCUAUAUUGUAACUUUAUGAAUUUACUCCUUGUCCUAGUCUGUUUGGACACUACAUUUUGGUUGACCGUUUAAGAGGGUUUUAAGCAGAUGGCCUGCUGUCUUCUUUGUGGCUGGUGCUGUUACGAUGCUAGCUCCACUUCGUAUUGUUUUAACUUUCAGCCGCUACCAGGGGAUAUUAUUAGGGAUGAGGCCUUGAGUGGAUCAAGGAGACCUGUUAGCUAUGUAGAAAUUAUACAGAAACUUGAAAUAAUUCAAAUGAAUUGUUCAUCCAUUUUGUUGAUAUCAGACAGAAGGAAUUGAGGGGGCACUCAUUUCCACACCAGUACUUGUUACAGUAAAAAUUUUGAUCUGUGUUGCCAAGGUGAUUUACACACUUCUCUCCAAAGAUGCCAAGUUUUGUUGCCUGGACAUGAAACGCACAUUUGCCUUCCUCCUUGGAGAGUCUUAUGAAGAAAAUUCACUUAGCAGCAGUUAGAAAUACUUUUUUUGGAAGAAAAAUGAAAACGGAGCUAUGUAUGACUUGUAGGAAAAUUUAUGUAAAACUCUGUAAAAAUUGUUGUGUUAGAGUGAGAGUUGAUUUUUUUUAUUAUUAUUAUUUUUAAAUGGAGAAUAUAUUUAGGUGAAGGUUUUGAGGCAUUCUUGAAGUUGUAACAUUUUGACACUAUUACCUUUUUCUCUUUUGGGGAUGAGUAAAUAGUAGCCGCACUAGUUGACUGAGUAUGUUGUCAUAUAUAUUCAAAGAAAAAAACAGAUGUUUAUCGUAGUACUGUAGCUGAACUCUAAUAGCCUCUUUUUAAUUUUUUCCCUAGUUAAUGUGUCUGUUGUGGAAACCAUAGUGCCUUAACCUGGUUGUCUGAGUAAUCCUUUUCUGUAUCUGCUAAUAAAUGAUACUAUCCAAAAUUUAAUUCACUCUUCUGGCUGUAGAACCACUGUACUGUGGAGAGAGAACAAUAAGAAAGAGAAAACUUUGAAAAACUAUUAGUUUGCUCUCAGCUCUCACCUGAAGUAUAACGUAUGGUUACAACAGACUAAUAAACUGGUCUUUGUAUGUUUGUCAUCAAAUUAAAAAAAAAAAAAAGUUACUAGAUCCAUUCAGUUGCGUGUACGUGUCUGUCCACGUUAUUUAAGAUAAAAUGUUAUAUAUCAGCUGUUUAAGCUCAGUACAUAAGCCCUAGCCCAGUACAAACUUUAUUAAGGGUUAUAUUUUUAUAUUAUAUACAAACUAUUUAUUUCAGUUGAUGUUGCUGCACUGUACUAUUAAUAAAGGAAUUGAAAUAGUCAGA